CGCUCUCUCUCUCUCUCUCUCUCUCUCUUUACGUUGCACUCCUCCCUACCGUCGCGUGGUCCUCUCUACCGCUUCUUAUCCUUCGACCCUUCGCUCUCUUCGCUCCCCCUCUCGCUCUCUCUUUCUCUGUGUAUAUAUCUAUCUCUGUCUCUCUGUUUUCUUCUUGCUUCUGCGGCGGCUCCUCGUCUUCCAGCCGUUCAUGGCAGAAGGCCGCUCCUUUUCCGGAGAUUAGCGGGAUUGGUGGCAGAAACGAGCGAAAGAGGUUGCCGGGGAGAGGCGGAGGCGGUGCCAGGAGAGUGAGGGGCCGGGAUUCGAUCCAUGGAGCCCAUGUCAUGACAAAAGGAGAGAGCUUUCAUUGAUGCUUUUUAGCUUCUGCUUCCGUAUCUUGGCCGCCCGCUGAGCACGGUUUCGCUAUGGCUGGCAGCAACGAGGUCAACGCCAAUGAGUCCAAGAUGGUGGUUCCCCUCAACACGUGGGUCCUCAUCUCCAACUUCAAGCUGGCCUACAACAUGCUGCGCCGACCCGACGGCACCUUCGAUCGCCACCUCGCCGAAUUCCUCGACCGCAAGGUUCCCGCCAACGCCACCCCGGUCAACGGCGUCGUCUCGUUCGACGUCCUCAUCGACCGCCCCAACAACCUGCUCGCCCGCAUCUACCGCCCCGCCCCCUCCACCGCCUCCGUCGCCCCGCUCCUCAUCGACCUCUACCGGGCUCCCUUCCCCGACCCCUUCCCCGUCAUCAUCUUCUUCCACGGCGGCAGCUUCGCCCACUCCUCGUCCAACAGCGCCAUCUACGACUCGCUGUGCCGCCGAUUCGUCUCCCUCUGCGGCGCGGUCGUCGUAUCCGUCAAUUACCGCCGCGCGCCCGAGCACAAGUAUCCCUGCGCAUAUGACGACGGGUGGGCGGCCCUCAAGUGGGCGUCCGGCGAGCCAUGGCUCCGCAGCGGGAAGGACGCCAAGCUUCGGGUGUUCCUCGCGGGGGACAGCUCCGGCGGGAACAUCGCACACCAUGUGGCUUUGAGGGCAGCGGAGUCUGGCAUCGAAGUCGCCGGCAACGUCCUCCUCAAUGCCAUGUUCGGUGGCAACUGCAGGACCGAGUCGGAGAAGAGAUUGGACGGCAAGUACUUCGUCACCAUUCAAGACAGGGAUUGGUAUUGGAAGGCAUAUCUACCCGAGGGGGCAGACAGAGACCACCCCGCCUGCAACCCCUUCGGCCCCAAAGGUGUGACGCUCGAGGGUCUUCCCUUCGCCAAAAGCCUGGUUAUAGUGGCAGGGCUGGAUCUCGUUCAGGACUGGCAAUUGGCAUACGCAGAUGGGUUGAAGAAGGCCGGCCACUUCGUGAAGCUUGUCUACCGCGAGCAGGCCACGAUCGGAUUCUACUUGCUGCCCAACACCAACCAUUUCUACCGAGUCAUGGAGGAGAUCAAGAACUUUGUCAGCUCCAACUUGUAGUGAAGACUGCAAGAUCCAUGCUGCCAGUUUCUGCAACUGUUCUAUUGGAUUCUGAAUCAUAGGUGACUUGGUUUGAGGAAGGGCUCUGUUCUUAUAAUUUCUGCUCUCCGACGACAAAUUUGAUGCAAGUGGAAGAUGCUUGUAAGAUCAUAGGUGACUCUGUUCAUGGAAGGGACAACCUUUCUUUCACUACACUAAUAUGUCGCCAAUGGUGUCUGAGACAACCAUGUUGUAAAUUGAGGUUCCAGAGGACCGAGAGUCUUGUGUCUUCGGGUGAGAUAGAUUGCCAGGAUUACUGGCAAAUACCAUAACAGGAUGACUACACCGACAUGGUUAACUUGGUUUCUAGUAAUAUAAAGAUGCACAUUGUGCCC
Molecule: messenger RNA, 1825 nt
Organism: Musa acuminata AAA Group (dessert banana)
Lineage: Eukaryota; Viridiplantae; Streptophyta; Magnoliopsida; Zingiberales; Musaceae
Product: gibberellin receptor GID1C-like
Exons: 2
Coding region: 414-1451 (345 amino acids)
Biological process (GO): floral organ morphogenesis; positive regulation of gibberellic acid mediated signaling pathway; raffinose family oligosaccharide biosynthetic process
Cellular component (GO): nucleus; cytoplasm
Molecular function (GO): hydrolase activity; gibberellin binding
Source: RefSeq, a predicted model, not a curated record